Molecule: messenger RNA, 879 nt
Organism: Sordaria macrospora k-hell
Lineage: Eukaryota; Fungi; Ascomycota; Sordariomycetes; Sordariales; Sordariaceae
Biological process (GO): intracellular protein transport; SNARE complex disassembly
Cellular component (GO): vacuolar membrane; SNARE complex
Molecular function (GO): soluble NSF attachment protein activity; syntaxin binding
Source: RefSeq, a predicted model, not a curated record
AUGGCUGUCGAUCCGCGCGUACUCCAGCAAGAGGCAGAGAAGACCCUCGCGAGCGCCUCCAAGGGGUGGGGCCUCUUCAGCAACAAGGAAGACAAGUACCAAAAUGCGGCGGAUCAGUACGUUCAGGCAGCCAACGCUUUCAGGUUGCAGAAGUCGAACAUCGAUGCCGGCAAGUGUUUCGAGGAAGCUGCCAAGAUCUUCACUGAGAAGUUGAAGGAGCCCAACGAUGCGGCGAAUGCCAUGUUGGACGCCUUCAAGGUCUAUAGGAAAGAUGACCCCGGUAGCGCUGUGCGCUGCGUCGAGGCCGCCAUCAAGCAGUAUACCAUGGCGGGCAACUUCCGGAGAGCUGCGUCGCACAAGGAGAACCAGGCUGAGGUCUACGAGAACGAGCUGCAGAAUAAGCCCGAGGCUAUCAAGGCCUACACAACCGCGGCUGAGUGGUAUGAGAAUGACGGUGCUGUCGCUCUUGCGAACAAGCUCUGGCUCAAGGUAGCCGAUCUCUCUGCCCUUGCGGGCGAUUACUUCGGCGCGAUUGAGAAGUUCGAGAAGGUCGCAGAGGCGUCACUCGGCAACAACCUGAUGAGGUACUCGGUCAAGGAGUACUUCCUCAAGGCCGGUCUCUGCUCCUUGGCGACCAAGGAUAAUGUCACUGCCCAGCGCAACAUCGCCAAGUAUGCCGAGAAGGACCCAUCGUUUACGGGUCAGCGCGAAUACCAACUCCUGGUCGACUUGUUGGAAGCCGCCAUGAACAACGACGUCGAGAUGUUCCAGGACAAACUGGCUGCGUACGAUAAGAUGAGCAGACUCGAUGACUGGAAGGCCGCCGUCCUUCUCCAGAUCAAGAACAACUUUGAGGAAUUGGACAGCGAGUUCUCAUAG